Messenger RNA from Tuber melanosporum (Perigord truffle), 2693 nucleotides. RefSeq lists its product as uncharacterized. The transcript is spliced from 3 exons. The record is from RefSeq and is a predicted model, not a curated record. The coding region runs from base 160 to 2427 and encodes 755 amino acids. Lineage: Eukaryota; Fungi; Ascomycota; Pezizomycetes; Pezizales; Tuberaceae.
CCCAUCCACCACCUCCCUUACUGGAUCAAACAUCUCUCCAAUCCCCUCCCUCACCGCUCCGAUAUAACUGCUGCAAACGAGGAAAAGGGAAAUAAACAAACAGAGGGGUAAAUCGUUUCAUUGACUUUUGCCUGCCUUCCCCCUCAACUCGCUUCGAAAAUGAAUGCUUUUCGCCCACCGUCGCGUCGGAUCACCUCUCCGGCCCCUUCCUCCUCCGCUUGGACAUUGUCCUCCAAUCGUUCUACCCUAAGCUCGUUUCUCGACGAGGAAUAUGGCUACUACGAAUCGAUGGGUGGAAUAACUAGCGGUUAUUCUGAACUAUCCAUGUCCUCACAACUAUCGUCAUCGUCCAUAGAAGUCCAUUCCUAUUCUGGUCCGUCCAUCUCGCCGCUCUACGCUUCCACAAAAUCCUCAGCCGGCGGGUUGCGCGGGCCAGGUUCAACGACCGCUGGUGUGAAAGGGAACGAACAGACCGGAAUCCCGUCAGAUAUUCUCCCGCGUUUGCAAGUCCUUCUCAAGAACCAAGUUCUGGUGUUUCUGGAGGGGGUCGAAUAUGACGACCUGCCUCUCGGAGCGAUGCUUCAUAAACACUCGUACAAACUCGCCGCCCGUAAUGAUGAGAUACUAGAGGAGGUUCGCCAGGAAGGUCGCGCAGUGACCAGCGAGAAAGCUCACCUCCGAUAUUUCAAAGGACUUUAUCGGGUCAUACGGAGGUCACAGUUCUCAGGUGUUGGAGGAAAGCUUUGGGGAUUGUGGAAACUCGAGACUGUUAUCGCCGAAGCCUACAGAAGGUCCGGUAUUGAUCCGGCUAUCUAUGGUUACCCGAGAUUGAGGAGUAGUGGAGGCCAUGACGACGAUAUGGAUGACGGCGAAGCUGACUUGGGUAGUGAUGAGGAUGGGGAUGACGAUCUAGAUUUUUUUGACAUUCAAGACGAAACAGAUGACACCGAUGAUCCUUUUGAUUCAGAUGAUACGGAUGAUACGGACGACAUGGACCACGAAGAAGGCCACCCAAUGAUAAAUGCGGGCGGCAUAGGUAAAGGACCAGUAUACGGUCCUCAAUUUGAACGGCUCUCAGAGCGAAGCUUGACGUUACUUCUCGACCUAUUGAGAGAGUUCGCUCUUAAUCGCUACCUUCUUGCCGCCUAUAAAUCUAUACUCGAGCAUGAGCUUUCGCGGCCCGAUGAGAUUUCUGAAUUAUUUGCACCGAAAAAACUUGUUAAUUCUCCCGCUGCCGUUCGUGCGGUACGGGUGAAAGAGGCAUGUAUCAUCUCUUAUAUGCAGUCUUUGACUUUCCUUUACAAAUUACAACUGCUGGUUGAGUACGAACGAAAGGAUCCCGAAGGGUACUGGGACAAGGACUUCGAACACCCCGAUCAUGAAGAUGAGCCCUUGUCCCUACUCUGGUCGAAAAGUAUGAUGACCAUGGUGAUGACCCAUUUCCAUCGGGAAGAGUCUGAUAGUGAGAGGUACCGGCAUCGGCAUGGUUUGUACCAUGGUCAUUACCAGGAGGAUUGGUCAUACAAACUUAUGUAUAUGACCAACUACUUGCAUUUUGCCGAGGCUACAGUUCACGAUUGGUUUGCUGACCCCGACGCACAAGAAUGGGAGGAGCAUGAGAAGCAAGUGAAGGCAGACGAUAGAUGUCGUUGGUUUUCUGAGUUUGGGGGGCGGCUGUAUUUAAUGCCUUCUACUAAGAUGUACGGCAGUCGUGCUGCGAUAGUAGAAUGGAUGGAGGGUUUUGAGGAGGAGCAGGUCCUAGAUACUUCUGUUAGCGAGCUUGAAGCAAAAGCCCUGGCGGGCGAAUACUUCAGGUUUGUUGAUAUGAGACCUGAGUGGGAAGAUGCGGCUACAACCCUAAUAAAGCGCUAUGGCGGGGCUAUCGACAUCGGCCAGGGAGAUGACGAUAAGCCUGUUACUACGAUCCUACGUCCGGGACAAGAGGAUCCGGUUAAGUGCGAUAGGAGCGUAGACUACAAUCAUAUCAUGGACUAUAUCCACCGCAAGAUAGUCCAAACUAGGUUUUCCCAUGUAGAUAAGAAAGCGUUGAAGAACGUGGUUUUCUCUUUUCGAGGGAUCUUACCGACCCUCACUCGUGGGGAUAUGAGGGAACUGGUUCACAUCUAUGGCGGGUUCGUCGAGGAAAAUCUCACCUCUCGAAUUGAUUACACGGUUGUCGGAUCCAGGAAUCCAUUAGACAACCCGCAGGUCUGGAGCCGGGAGAUGAAAAUAAUCGAACAACUAGGAAUCCGCAAAAUCGACGAAGACGGCUUUGCCGAGCUUCUGCUGAAGAGCCAGUCCUGGCUUAGGAACGGCAAGAGGAAGGCAGCCAACGGGUCAGCGGUUGGGGAGGUUUUCAAGCCCACUUCUAAAAGAAGAAGAUUGGCGACAUCUCUAUCAUUACCAUCACCGGAUCCCGCUUUCUAGAUACGUUUGGUCUUUAUAGGCAUCUCUCCCACCCUCCCUUUUUUUAUCGUCAUUUUGCCUCUCCUUCCCCACCUGUUGGAUGUAGACCGGUUCGGAGUUAUUUGCUAUUUUAUUGCAUUUGAGGGCUUAUGGAUUUCUUUCUUUAUUCCUUCCUUGUACUGGUUUCUUAGGGCUUUGGAGGGUCUGGGUAACGAUUUACGGGUCAAUGUAUUAUCUUCAGUGGAUCGGAAUGAAAAUUGCUUCUAUUCGUUGCUGGUUAGCUUUUA